GGAUCAGAACUCAGAAGCUGACUCCACCGACCUUCCCUGCCAAUGCCGGUGCGUCCCCCUCUCAAAAAGGUUCCGGCCCAAACUCGAGCAGAUUUGGGUCCUCCCUCCUCCGCCUCCUCCGCCGCCGCCCCCUGUAUCCCACCGGCUCGCCGGAGAGUCCGCCUCGCCGCCGCGGCCUCACGGGCGCGUAUCCAGCCUCGCGGAGAGCGUGCGGAACCGCGACCCGUACUAGGGCAGCGCGAGAGAGAAGCUGCUGCGCCUGCGCUGCAAAGGUCUACAGUUGGAGCUCUUGCUGCUGCUUGGAAGACUUCGGACAAGAACCUAAGAUCAUGGCAAGCCUUGCUGAUUCUUUCUUAGCGGAUCUUGAUGAACUUUCAGACAAUGAAGCCUAUCCUGAGGAAGAAAAUGCUGAGGCAGUGGGCACGGAAGAGAUUGGUGAUGAUGAUAUGCCUGACCUCGAGUCUCUUAAUUAUGAUGACCUUGAUAGUGUUUCAAAGCUUCAGAAAACACAACGUUACAAUGACAUUAUGCAAAAAGUUGAAAAUGCACUUCAGAAAGGUACAGAUUUUUCCAAUCAAAGGUCGAUCCUGGAGGAAGAUCCAGAAUACCAGCUGAUUGUUGAUUGCAAUGCUCUAUCAGUAGAUAUUGAGAAUGAGAUCAUUAUAAUCCAUAAUUUCAUACGUGACAAGUAUAGGCUGAAGUUUCCUGAACUAGAAUCCCUUGUUCAUCAUCCGAUCGAUUAUGCUCGUGUUGUCCAGAAGAUUGGAAAUGAGAUGGAUUUAACGCUUGUAGAUCUGGAAGGGCUUUUACCUUCUGCAAUUAUAAUGGUAAUUUCAGUGACAGCAUCAACGACAAGUGGGAAGCCGCUUUCCGAGGAGAACUUGGUAAAAACUAUUGAAGCAUGUGAGAGAGCCCUUACUCUUGAUGCUGCAAAGAAGAAGGUACUUGAAUUUGUAGAGAGCAGAAUGGGUUACAUUGCACCAAACCUGUCUGCCAUUGUUGGCAGCGCUGUUGCCUCGAAGUUGAUGGGAACUGCUGGUGGUUUGGGAGCACUUGCAAAAAUGCCUGCUUGUAACGUUCAGUUACUUGGUGCUAAGAGGAAAAAUCUUGCUGGGUUUUCUACUGCCACAUCUCAGUUUCGUGUUGGCUAUCUUGAACAAACCGAUGUAUUCCAGAGUACCCCACCAGCUCUGAGGACUCGUGCUUGCAGACUUAUAGCUGCAAAGUCAACUCUAGCAGCAAGGAUUGAUUCGAUCAGAGGUGAUCCAACAGGAAAAGCUGGGCGUAACUUGUUAGAAGAAAUCCGUAAGAAGAUUGAGAAGUGGCAAGAACCGCCUCCUGCAAAGCUUCCAAAACCACUUCCUGUUCCAGACUUUGAGCCUAAAAAGAAGAGAGGGGGUCGGCGGCUUCGAAAAAUGAAAGAAAGAUAUGCACAAACUGAUAUGAUGAAGCUUGCUAACCGAAUGCAGUUUGGUGUACCAGAAGAGAGCUCAUUGGGUGAUGGUUUAGGGGAAGGUUAUGGCAUGCUUGGACAGGCAGGAAGUGGAAAGCUACGCGUGUCAACUGCACCAAGCAAACUUUCUGCAAAAAUUACCAAGAAAUUCAAGGAGAAGAGCUAUGGUAGCAGUGGUGCAACAUCGGGGCUGACUUCUAGUUUGGCGUUUACACCAGUUCAGGUGUAUUCUGCUAUGCUGCUGGUUAUUGCACAGCUUCGUGGAUUUUAUGUUGCUAUUCUUGUACGGGGAUAGAGUUGUCAAAUCCACAGGCCCACGGCAACCUGCUUGGAAGUGGAACUCAGAGCACCUAUUUUUCAGAGACCGGGACGUUCUCGAAGAUCAAAAGGACCUGAGCUGAUAAGCAAAAGUUUCUUCUUCCCAUCAGCCCACAGACCCGUCAUAAUCCUCAGGAUGCACCGAUGAAUCCAUUUUGUAAUGUACUCCACCUUAUACCCGAAUUCAGCAGACUUUCGUGGUGCUGUUUGCAAUCUCUAGAAGUUCGCUAACUUCCAUACGGUUCAAGUUAAUUCGACAUGCUGCGUUUGAUCUGAUGCCGUCUUUGCGUUCAACACAAUUUACUGUUUUUGGUAGGUGAUUAUCUUAUCUGUCAUCUCAUCUUUAAAGUGUAAUCCCUCUUGUUUCUUACAAGGUGCUAGUUUUGCGUCUAGAAUUUCUGAAACAAAGAUAAGCAUCAGUUGGUGUUCCCAA
Oryza sativa Japonica Group (Japanese rice) is the source of this 2204-nucleotide messenger RNA. Lineage: Eukaryota; Viridiplantae; Streptophyta; Magnoliopsida; Poales; Poaceae. The record is from RefSeq and is a predicted model, not a curated record.